AAAGAUGAUGCAAAGCAACAUUAGAAGAGCCCUUCAGAAGGGCAUUGGAAAAAGAUAUAAGCACCAUAGAGAGAUCGAUGACACUAUCAGAGCUACAGGAUUGACUAACACUCAUGUUGUUAGAAACCCAAGUGUCGCCGAGAUUUAUGAAUAUGCCAUGCUUCCUCAACUUAGAGAAUCUCAUGAUAGGAGAGUUAGAGAUACUGUCAUCAGCUCAACUGGAGCCCUUGUUAACUACUCUGGUCACUUGAUGGGAAGAUCUCCAAAAGACAAGAGAGUAGUCUACGAUGAACUUACUCAAGACCAGAUAUGGUGGGGAGAUGUGAACAAGCCUAUCACUCCACAUGGAUACGACGCUAAUAGAGCUAGAGCUAUGGACUACCUAAACACUAGGCCAUACGUUUUUGUCAUUGAUGGACUUGCCUCAUGGGAUCCAGAAAACCGUUUCUCUGUCAGAGUCUUCUGUAACAGGCCAUACCAUGCCUUGUUUAUGAAGCAAAUGUUGAUCAGACCUACUCCUGAUCAAAUCGACAAGGAAUUUGAAGAUGGAGCAGAUUUCACUAUCAUUAAUGGAGGUGAGUUCCCAGCUGAUCCAGGAAACAACUCAGUUACUGGUGAGACCUCUGUAGCUGUAAACCUUAGAAAAGGUGAGAUGGCUAUCCUUGGUACUCAAUAUGCUGGAGAAAUGAAGAAGGGUCUUUUUGGUGUUAUGCACUAUUACAUGCCAAAGAGAGGUAUUCUUUCCAUGCAUGCAUCUGCUAACGAAGGAGAAGAUGGAGAUAUCUCUAUCCUCUUUGGGCUUUCAGGAACUGGUAAGACCACUCUUUCGGCUGAUCCUCACAGACACUUGCUAGGAGAUGAUGAACAUUGCUGGACUAAGAAAGGAAUCUUCAAUAUUGAAGGAGGAUGCUAUGCUAAAUGCAUAGAUCUUUCAGAAGAAAGCGAACCAGAGAUCUACAAUGCCAUUAAGUUCGGAGCAAUCCUUGAGAAUAUCGCCUUUUCUAAAGAUAGUAGGAGAGAGGUAGACUAUCAUAACGUAAGAUUGACUGAAAACACUAGGUGUGCAUAUCCACUUGAGUAUAUCCCAGGUGCAAAGAUUCCAGCUGUUGGAGGGCAUCCCAAAAAUAUCUUUUUCCUUGUCUGCGAUGCUUAUGGCGUCCUUCCUCCAAUUGCUAAGUUGAAUAGAGAUCAGGCUAAGUAUCACUUCAUUUCUGGAUACACCUCAAAAGUUGCUGGAACUGAAGUUGGUAUCACUGAUCCAGUUGCCACCUUCUCUGCUUGUUAUGGAGAAGCUUUCCUUCCAUUGCAUCCAUUUACUUAUGCAAAGAUGCUUGCUGAAAAAGUUGAGGAACACAACACCAAUGUCUGGCUUGUCAACACUGGAUGGACCGGAGGAUCAUUUGGAAAGGGUACCAGAAUGAGACUUAGCUACACAAGAAGAAUGAUAGAUGCUAUUCACCAAGGGGAGCUUGAUGGUGCUGAAUACAAUCAAUUUGAUGUCUUUAACUUGGCUGUUCCAUCCCACAUUGAAGGAAUCCCAGAUGAUAUCCUCUGGCCAGAAAAUACCUGGGAAGACAAGGAUGCUUUCAAGACUCAACUAAGAAAACUUGCUGAACAAUUCCAGAGUAACUUCAAGAAGUACGAAGACGAGACUCCACAAGAAGUCAUUGAGAAAGGAGGCCCCACAAUUAGUUUUUAA
Molecule: messenger RNA, 1699 nt
Organism: Moneuplotes crassus
Lineage: Eukaryota; Ciliophora; Spirotrichea; Euplotida; Euplotidae
Source: the annotation of a GenBank genome assembly